AUGGAUGACAUACAGUUUGAAGAGGCUGCCAGGGUUGGACAAAUUAUUAGCAUCAAAGCAAAGGUGAACAGAGCAUUCAAAACCAGUAUGGAGGUUGGCAUCAAGGUUACAGUACAGGAUGUUUUGACUAAUGUUGAAAAAAUUGUGAGUGUGGCAUAUGCAACAUAUGUAGCCAAACCAGUUGGUGGUGGAAAGAUUGAACUAGAACCUGUAAACCUUCUGUCUACAGAAGAUCAGCUGGAGCACACCCUGGCUAUUGAGAGAAGGAGAAUUCGACUGGGCUAUGAACAGGUCUUUCAGAACCUAAUGCAGGAGAGUAAUAAGGAAGAUACUUUUGAAGAGGAAGAUGCAGUUUCAACUGACCUUACUCAUGUACAGAGUAUUGAGCUUGUCCAGCCUCCUCACGCAAACCAUCAUGGAAACACUUUUGGUGGCCAGAUCAUGGCUUGGAUGGAGACAGUGGCAAGUAUUUCAGCAAGCCGCCUUUGUCAUUCAUAUCCCGUCUUGAAGUCAGUCAAUAUGUUUAAAUUCUGGGGACCAUCCAUCGUGGGUGACCGCCUUGUCUUCAAUGCAAUUGUGAACAAUACAUUUCAGACUAGUGUGGAGGUUGGUGUCCGUGUUGAGGCUUAUAACUGUGAAGAAUGGAUCAAGGACCAAGCACGGCAUAUUAACAGCGCAUUUCUCAUUUUUAACACUGUAAAUGACAAAGGAGAGCUGCUCACCUUCCCCAGAAUCAAACCUACUACAAAGGAUGGUAUGAGGCGAUACCAUGGAGCUAUUGCCCGAAGGAGAAUUCGACUAGCCAGAAAAUGCAUACUGUCUGCUAAUGAAGACAAACCUUCUGAUCCCUGGGAGACAAGCAACCAGGCAUAUGUGAGUUACAGCAAUAUAGCUGCACUGACACACCUAGCAGCGAAACCAGGAUGGGAAAUAACCAGUACACUGGAUGAUAUAAAAAUAUGGACUCAUGAGGAGGGUGAUGUGUUGUCACUCAAAGUUGAAAUGCAAGUGCAGAUACCAUCACACCUAGCUUUCUUCCUUUUGUCUGACUUCACAUUCCGCCAACAAUGGGACAAACAUUUCUUAACUUGUGAGGUCCUACAGGCUGUGAAUGAAGAUGAGAAAAUAUAUUAUGUUACGUCUCCACCCAUGACUGACCAUAAACCCAGAGACUUUGUGAUUCUUGUGUCUCAAAGGCAACCCUGUAAGCCAAGUGAACCCUACAUAGUAGCUGUAAAGUCAGUUACCCUCAUGUCUAUGCCACCUUCUUCAGAAUACUGCAGAAGUGAAAUCCUUUGUGCCGGAUUCCAGAUCUAUGGUGACAGCAACAGCUCCUGUACGGUGUGUUACUUCAAUCAAGUGACAUCAGGUGUUAUGCCUUACUUAGCUGCAAAUCUUACUGGCUCAUCAAAAUCCAUUGAAGACACUGCUUUGGAAUGUAUAAAGUUCUUGGAGCUGAAAGGCAGCAAGUACUGA
This is a messenger RNA of Haliaeetus leucocephalus (bald eagle), 1476 nucleotides long. RefSeq names its product acyl-CoA thioesterase 12 (gene ACOT12). Lineage: Eukaryota; Metazoa; Chordata; Aves; Accipitriformes; Accipitridae. The record is from RefSeq and is a predicted model, not a curated record. The transcript has 14 exons. The coding region runs from base 1 to 1476 and encodes 491 amino acids. Gene Ontology annotation, molecular function: acetyl-CoA hydrolase activity; lipid binding. Gene Ontology annotation, cellular component: extracellular exosome.